AUGCGAGGGUUACAUUUAUUUUUGAUGGGUCACUUUCAUACGAUAAUGGAAAACAGAAGCUGAACAGGAGAUUGACUUCCAGGAAACAUGGUAAAGAGAGUGAAUGACCUAUGUGAAAGUUCUUUGGAGAGGUUCUCGGUAAAUGUGUAAGAGUGUUAAUGACAAGUGGAGAAUACGGUAGUGCAUUCAUCACCCACAUGCAUACAUGUACAUUAAUGUAAGCAAUGCUUCAUCAUAAGCAGAUAAAUGUUCCAUAAUUCAUUGUAUGAUGAGUAUGUUGAAUGCCAUUGAAAUGAGAAACAACACACAGCAGUGUACUUCCACAUGUCAUCUGUUUACCUGUACUGCGCUGUGUAAUGUGAGCAGGUCAUUCACUUUUCCUGGUAGCAAAGAUGAGGAUGGCAAAAUGUUAUCUCCUUGAACUUCAAACUUUAUCCUUUCCUCAAGCAAACAGUUCUCAGUUUGUGUGCUUGUCAUCACAGCCUUAGUUAAAGAUGUUGAGAGUAGACAGUUGGUGUGUUGGGCCUUUGUGUUGUCAAGUCGUCUGAUUUCUCAGGAGACCGGAAACACGAACUACGUACAUGUACUUGGUAGAUCUGCUGCUCAUCUGCUGUGAGUGUUGCUGAUCCUCUUAUGGAAACUGUUAUGCACAUCUGUGCCUUUGAAAUUGAUGGUAGAGGAUAGUGAAGACGACCCAAAGAAGUAAACUCAUGUCUCCAUAGCCUUCAAGACAGUGUAGGAGUAGGACUAGCAGCAAUGUCUGAGGACCUGGUCCAUCCAGGGGCCAUUAUCAAGGACCGCUGGAAAGUGACCAGAAAAGUUGGUGGUGGUGGAUUUGGUGAAAUCUAUGAAGCUCAAGACCAAGUUCUUGAAGAGGCAGUGGCACUCAAGUUGGAGUCAGCCCUCCAACCAAAACAAGUCCUGAAGAUGGAAGUGGCUGUCCUCAAGAAGUUGCAAGGUAAAGACCAUGUGUGUAAGUUCAUUGGCUGUGGACGCAAUGAUCAAUUCAACUAUGUAGUCAUGUCUCUGCAAGGUUCCAACUUGGCUGAGCUUCGUCGUAGUCAACCCAGGGGAACAUUUACCGUAACCACUACCCUUCGUCUGGGUGUACAGAUCCUAGAAGGCAUUGAAAACAUUCAUGAAGUGGGCUUUCUUCACAGAGACAUUAAACCAUCCAACUUUGCCAUGGGUCGCCUCUCAAGUAAUUGCAGGAAAGUUUACAUGUUGGAUUUUGGUCUUUCACGGCAAUAUACCAACUCACAGGGCCAAGUUAGAACACCAAGACCUGUUGCAGGUUUCCGGGGUACAGUUCGUUAUGCCUCAGUCAAUGCACACAAGAACAAGGAAAUGGGUAGACACGAUGACUUGUGGUCACUUUUCUACAUGUUGGUGGAAUUUGUCAUUGGUCAACUGCCAUGGCGUAAAAUUAAAGACAAGGAGCAAGUUGGCUUAAUGAAAGAGAAGUACGAUCAUCGCUCCAUGUUGAAGCACAUGCCUUCUGAAUUCAAACAGUUUCUGGAGCACAUACAGAAUCUUCAGUAUCAAGAUAAGCCUGAUUACAAGUUCCUCCACUCUUUGCUGGAUCACUGCAUGAACAGGAAGGGUAUCAAAGAAUCUGAUCCGUAUGACUGGGAGAAGAUCUAUGCUGACGGUUCACAGACUACCACCACUGCUUCACUUAGCCCAGCCAAGGAACCUAAGCAAGGAGUUCCUGACGUCCCCCCAGCAAACACAGACAUAGUGUUAGAAGAAAACAUCAGCUUCCGUGACAACAUGAAGGAGGCCCAAGUAGAAGUGCAACGCAUCAAUGCUGUGGAUGCCCCAGAAAAAGUGGAUGAGAGCCAGGAGAAGAGAGAUGCAGAGAAAGAGAUUGAUGAAGAGGAAGAAGAAGAAGAGGAAGAGGAAGAAGAGGGAGAGGUCAAUGAGAAUGAGAAUGUUGGAUCAGAGAGGGAAGGAGAUACACCUGAACAGGAAGGUCGGGAACCCCAAGAGGGAGAGAUUGUCCUGGACAAUAAAGAGAACGAGAAGCGAGAUGUUCCUAAGAAGUGCAAACGAGCGAUAAGUAAACGACGCCGGAUGUUGCAUCGACGUCAGAAGCCCAAGCGGCUGCGGACCCAUGACAGCCAUGCCAUCAUGGAGGGUGAAGUUAGUACCUUCAGGGAAGGCUUUGGAGUCAGUGAACGAGAUCCUUCCCUUCUAGAGGAGAACCUUGUACCUGCACCCAAUAGCAAGCUGCUCCCUGUCCGCUCAUUUGCUGAGCCUGUCCAACAAGUGCAAUUGCCGCCUGAGGCACAGUGUGGCGCCGAGGGCAAACUGACUAUAAAGACUGUCCCUUGUAUCAAGGAGACAAAGCCCCCACCUUGGAGGGCCAACACCCCACCACUUGUAGGAGCUACUAUGCAAAAGCAGGAAAAUCACAACCGCGCAAAAUCCAGUGCAAAUGAACUCCGUCCAUCUGCCAUAACCAGGCUUCAAGAAGCUGAAAGAGACAGAAGUAGGAGUGUUCCUGAAACAGACUCUGGGGAUGCCUUUCAGCAUGAUGGAUCCUUGGAUGAAGUAGACAAAGAUAAGUUAACCCGCUUGCCCGAGGGUGCAUCCAGAAUACCUAGACCAAGUCAUCUCAGUCAUGCUGCAAAAGAACUUGAAGUAUCUGCACAGACACUUCCCAGAGAAGGGCGGAUUGGCUUUGAGAAUCCACCCAUUAUUAAGGUGAGUGCUGAGCAUGCUGAAGUUCAACAGCAACCUAAAUCUGUUGAGCUUCAAGAGGCUGGCACUGCCAAGAAGGCUGCAAGCCUGGGACGCACAGUCACUCCCCCUCAGGAACUCCUCAAGCCAGUGGCAGUCAAAAUUGGUGCUGAGGGUCAUGACGGACAAACCCCUGGUAAACCCAAGGGUGACCCUGUUUCAGAUAAACAAGUAGAUGCUUGCCAUGAAAAGAUUGAAACUGGAAAGAAGGACAAACAAGUUGUGAAAACAGCCUGGGACAGUUUGCAAGUGACUGAAGAGAAACAAGAAAAUCUGCACUUUCCUCAGGGAGCCGUUAGUGACACAGUUACAUCAAACAAACCUGAGCAAAAACAGAGCACAGAGGGAUUAAAUGUUCCUUCAGACUCUGACAAAGCUACUGUUCUGCUUAAGAUUAAGCAGCAGGUUGUUCAACCUAAGGAGCAGAUGGUUCAAGAUGUGAAGAAGACAGAGCCUGAGCCACAGGUGAUGCGAAUUGAGUCCCUGGAGAAGGAUAGCACAGAGCAAACGACUAAGGCAGAUGAAGAACCAGUCGCAGUUCCUCAACAGGAAUUGUUCAUCAAUGAACCGUUGCCCAAAGUUAUUGAUGAAUACAAAGAGGAAAACACUGGAAUUCAGAAAAAAGCAGACUUGGAUGAUGUAGUCUUGAAUGUUCCUAUGGAUGUUGGUAAGAUAACGGAGCAUAUUGCCUCAAAGGGCCUCGCUGAAGAGGCGGAAAAGGUGCCUGUCUUAACAAACAACAUGGAAGUACCACUGAAAAGCAGUGCUAAACCAGUAAAUGCCUCAAGUCCCAUUCAGUUUCAUGACAAUGGUCUAGCCACGGAUCGUGCUGCCAUGGAACUACUACUUGGUGCAUUUUCUUGGAAUGAGCCAGAACCUCUGAAGGACCCCAAACUUAAUACCACCCCAAGGGAAAAUUGGUGUGAGAAAAAUUUAAGAAAUGAGAAGAGCUUGCAAGAAGAGCUUCGGGCAGCAAGGUUAGCUGAUAAAGAGGAAGGUAAUGCCUCAUCGAAGCUUAGAAAUGCACAUGCUAACCAGAGUGAUGUUCCCACUGGGUUUACAGCUUUUAAGGACGGGAAGCUUGACUUGGAGCUCUCUGAUGACAAGGGGGGACAGAACCUCCAACAGAGGCUUAAGCUUGAAAGUGACAAUCAGGACUCAGGGCCACUGACGCCUUUCUCUCUGGAAGAGGAUGUUAAGGCAGUGAAGCCUGUUCAGGAUGAGUUGCCAAGGGGGGGAGACAAGAAAAUGGAGGCUCAUGAGUAUUACGAGAGAACCACGUCAUCCAUUGAACAUUCCUCUAAGGAAGCUCCAGUUAAAUCACCCUCCAUGGACCGACAGGAAAUGGAGAAUAUUCUGACUGAAUUGAAUGGCGUUGAUGGCAGUGCCAAAAAUCAGAGGGACUAUCUUUCCAAAGACCGUCUUGCACUGAAGCCUGCUGCUCAGCCAGAAAUUUCACCAAAAAGUUCGGAGAUUGGGGCAAACAUAGCUGUCAGAGCCAAAAUUGGCCCUACCGAGGAGAAAGCAGAGCAAAAAAAGAAGAGAUUGAGCCACAGGAGUUCAGAAAAUGCCAGGUCUGCCACACCUAAAACAGACGAAAGUGAAACUGUGUCUGGUGGCUCUGGGAGGAGUGAGCGAAAAGGUCGAGGACCUGUUCGAGCUCGCCAACUCCCAAGUAUCCCGACACCGAAGAAGGAAACACCUGCUGCUGAGGGCACAAGUGGGGCGCCAGUACCAAAACAGGAUAGCCCAACCAAGGGACAGCCAUCAGGGAACCCUCUCCAAAGGAAAGGCUCCUUGGGCAAGACCCGUAAGCUUCCUGAAGUGCCCAAAAUACUGCUGCAAAACAAGCUGGGUAACCGACUGCGGUUAGACAAAUCACCUAACAGGACAGCAGAAAUGAGUUCAGAAGACAAAGAGCGGCAGUCCUCCAAGAAUGAAAGACGGCAACGGAUUGCAUCAAACCCAACAUCCGAUACCUUAGAAGAUGCAAGCUUCCAGUCGGAGAAUGUGCAAUCAAUUCAGCUCAGGAAAACACAGGAAUUCAAAGUGACUGUUCAAUCACCACCACCCUCAGCAAGCAAAGAUCCAAGCCGAGAAGCAGAAAUCAAAGUCUUGAGUGUAGAACCUUCAUGUACUUAUGCAAUCAUGGAGAGUUUGUCUCAAGAGGAUGGGGCGGCCAAUGCUGAUAUUUCAGAAUGUGCCACUCAGCAGCAGGAACCUAGCUUCUUUCUGGACAUGAGUGCAUCAGUCAAGAGGGAGGAACCAGUGAAUGUCAUGAAGGUAGAGCUUCCAACCAAACAAAAAGACUCCAUCAAAACACAAUCACACACAAGCAAAGAUGCCAAGACUUCCAGAGCCACAAUGAAACCACCCAAUCUAAUGGUCUUCUCCAAAAAGCCAGUCAUCAAAAAACAACUUACCGGGAACGUGAUUUACACUAAAACAGACCCCCAUGACAAGGCAGCCUCACCAGUAGCACAGAAAAAGACGUUAAGCUCCAAAUCAGCUGAGGAGUCAACUGUGCCUUCUUCCAGGAGAUCAGGUGCAGUACCAUCAGGAGCGAUGACAAGUGCAGACACACCCUCAAGGGAUGCUGGGAGCACUCCCAAAGGUGAUAAAUCUGAAAACAAAAUCCUAAAUGAUUUGAGGAAGGUGUCUGUGGCAAGUUCCAACUCAGCUGAUUGGAAUAGCAAUGGCUCCUGCACUUCAACCCUGAAGGACAGCCAAGCUAGUCCAGCAACACCAACAGUUUUGUCGCGAGCUGAAAAGGGCCAAGAGUCAGUCUCCACAUCAACGCCUAAAACAGCAGUGCUGAACUCUGCCAAAGAAGCUACAGAUAAACAUGUACAACAGCAGGUUGAAGCUGUAAGCAGUACCAUGAUACAGAAGAGCAUAAGGGGUCUAAUCCUAAUGUCUUGCCAGAAGUAAGAGUGUAUGAGCCUUCCAU
This is a messenger RNA of Acanthaster planci (crown-of-thorns starfish), 5695 nucleotides long. RefSeq lists its product as uncharacterized. Gene Ontology annotation, biological process: protein phosphorylation. Gene Ontology annotation, molecular function: protein kinase activity; ATP binding. NCBI's taxonomy places the organism in Eukaryota, Metazoa, Echinodermata, Asteroidea, Valvatida, Acanthasteridae. The record is from RefSeq and is a predicted model, not a curated record.